Messenger RNA from Drosophila takahashii, 1460 nucleotides. It is a transcript of the gene Uba5, whose product is annotated as Ubiquitin-like activating enzyme 5. NCBI's taxonomy places the organism in Eukaryota, Metazoa, Arthropoda, Insecta, Diptera, Drosophilidae. Gene Ontology annotation, molecular function: UFM1 activating enzyme activity. Gene Ontology annotation, cellular component: cytoplasm; cytosol. The record is from RefSeq and is a predicted model, not a curated record. Gene Ontology annotation, biological process: protein ufmylation.
ACUACGUGGCUGCGAUUAAAAACUUGAAAGCGAAAGUUGAAAGUUUAAGAGGCUUUGGAGGAUCCGCCACGGGAGGAACCUUUUCGCCAGGAUGUCGCACGCCAUCGACGAACUGCAGGCGAUCAUCGCCGAGCUGAAAACGGAGCUAGAGGAGCCAAAGGCCACCGGGAGCAGCAGUGGAAAUGGAAACAUAAAUAAAAACCAAGUCCGCGAUCGCAUUGAACGCAUGUCCGCCGAGGUGGUGGAUUCCAAUCCCUACAGCCGCCUGAUGGCCCUGCAGCGGAUGAACAUCGUCAAGGAUUACGAGCGGAUCCGCGACAAGGCGGUGGCCAUUGUGGGCGUGGGCGGCGUGGGAAGCGUCACCGCCGACAUGCUGACACGCUGCGGCAUUGGCAAACUGAUCCUCUUCGACUACGACAAGGUGGAGCUGGCGAACAUGAACCGUCUGUUCUUUACGCCCGACCAGGCGGGCCUCUCCAAGGUGGCCGCCGCCGCCGCCACGCUGAGCUUCAUCAAUCCGGACGUGGAGAUCGAGACGCACAACUACAACAUCACGACGGUGGACAACUUCGAUGGCUUCCUGGAGACGAUCUCGCGCGGCGGUCGCAUUGCCGGCCAGCCGGUGGAUUUGGUGCUCAGCUGUGUGGACAAUUUCGAGGCGCGAAUGACCAUAAAUACGGCCUGCAAUGAGCUGAAUCUCAAUUGGUUCGAGUCGGGCGUUUCGGAGAAUGCCGUCUCCGGGCAUAUUCAGUUUAUUCGUCCUGGGGACACCGCCUGUUUCGCCUGCGCUCCUCCUUUGGUGGUGGCCGAGAACAUUGACGAAAAGACGCUGAAAAGGGAAGGCGUUUGCGCCGCCUCGCUGCCCACAACCAUGGGCAUAACGGCUGGAUUCCUGGUGCAAAAUGCCCUCAAGUAUCUGCUGAAUUUCGGCGAGGUAUCCGACUAUCUGGGCUACAAUGCGCUGAGCGACUUCUUUCCCAAGAUGACGCUCAAGCCGAAUCCGCAGUGCGACGAUCGGCACUGUUUGGCCAGGCAAAAGGAGUUCCAGGCGAGGCCGAAACCGAAAGUAGUAGAGGAGGUGAAGGCAGCCAGCGAGGAGCCGCUGCACGCCACUAACGAAUGGGGCAUUGAAUUGGUGGCCGAGGAUGAGCCGGUGGCCAGUAAUUCAACGGCAGAUGAAGCCUCUAAAGUUGGCGAAGGUCUGAGACUGGCCUACGAGGCACCUGAAAAGGAUAAUGAAAAUCUAGGAGCACCUGCAGCCGAAGCAGCGGAAGACGGCGCCAGUUUGGAGGACCUAAUGGCGCAGAUGAAGUCCAUGUGAAUGAUCGCCUCAAUUCCAUACUCUCUAAUUUAUAGACACUUUUUAAUGUAAAGCAUUUCUUUUUUUUGUACUGUAUAAACUGCGUUUUGUUUGUGUGACAGUUGGCCCAGCCAUUUGUGAGGUCUUUGAACAUAAAAUG